AUGGAAAUCAAGGUCGGAGAGCCAGCACCCGAAAAUGACGGCCCGCCAGCACGCUUUCUAGUCCCCGGCAGCGGUCCCUCCACCAUCCUCACUCACGGGCGCGGAUCCAAUUUAGACGUCCCUGCCAUCGUCGGAUUCAACCAAGGAUUCGGCCGUACACACUCCUCGCUCGCCUUCGCCCGCGGCAAGGAGAACGAGGCCGAACGCGCCGCCGUCUUCAACGCCCUCGCAGCCAACUACCCCACCAACACCUUCACGGGCCGCUCCUUCGGCGCCCGCGCCGCCACCAUCGCCGCGCUCAAGAACCCGGCCAUCAACCAGCUCAUCUGCUUCACCAUCCCCAUCGUGCGCGAGCGCGACACCUCGCUUAGCGAGGACCUGCUUAAGCUGCCUGCUACCACGGACGUCCUGUUCGUGCUGGGCAACGACGACGCCCGGACGCCUGAGAUUGAGCUCCACCGCGUCCGCAAGCUGAUGAAGGCUAGGACGUGGUGGAUCCGCGUCAUUCUGGGCGACCAUGGGUUGUUCUACCUGCCGGAGAGCAAGCGCGUGGCGCUGGCGAAGGUCAUGGGGCAGCUUGCUGCUCAGUGGUGUGAGAAUAGGGACCCGGCGAAGACGGAGUUCGUGUUGGACUGGGUGGAGGAUAAGGAGAAGGGGUUGAAUCAGCCGGUUUGGAGUGAGUGGCAGCCGAUUCAAGAGGAUCCGGCGGAGGGCUGGGGAUGUGCUGUACAGUAA
Molecule: messenger RNA, 735 nt
Organism: Mollisia scopiformis
Lineage: Eukaryota; Fungi; Ascomycota; Leotiomycetes; Helotiales; Mollisiaceae
Exons: 1
Coding region: 1-735 (244 amino acids)
Source: RefSeq, a predicted model, not a curated record